Molecule: messenger RNA, 513 nt
Organism: Mycena citricolor
Lineage: Eukaryota; Fungi; Basidiomycota; Agaricomycetes; Agaricales; Mycenaceae
Source: the annotation of a GenBank genome assembly
AUGACCACCAUCUUACAACCGUCUUUCAUGCGCAAGGCUGUCCGGAUGCCUACCCCUGAGGAGAAGGCAAAGGCUAAGCGCUGGGUUUGCAAGCACUCCUGUAAAGCAUGGAAGAACGGGUGUUGCUUUGUGGACGGCACACUCAUACCUCUUGAUGAACGUCCCACGUGGUACAGGCCAGGUCAUUUUGAUUGGAAAUGUAACUACUUGUUAAACAUCCAGAUCGUUAACCUUCCCAACCUCCAAGUCAUUGACUAUGGGUACGGGCAUACUGGCAGUACGCACGACUCGCUUGCUUGGCAGACCACAAGACUGGCCACUCAACAUAGUACGCUCCUUGAAGAGGUCCGCAGCAAAGAAGAAGAGCGAGGGGGCAAUGACAUAGACUGGGACAAUCUGGAUCCUUUCAUCGCUGAUGGAAUGGCAAGCUCGGAGGAUGAGGAUGGGUCUGAUGGAGAACUCAGAGGAUUCUCAGCCCCAGUAGCAGGUGAUGGGAACACUGCGUUUGAAUAA